This is a messenger RNA of Spirometra erinaceieuropaei, 588 nucleotides long. The record is from the annotation of a GenBank genome assembly. Lineage: Eukaryota; Metazoa; Platyhelminthes; Cestoda; Diphyllobothriidea; Diphyllobothriidae.
AUGGUACGGCAUUUGCCGCGGGGCCUGCUCACACGCACUUCUAUCCGCCGUAACCCAAAUGGGGGACCAGGCGUGGAAGUACAGAUAGACGAGACGCUCAUAAGUCGCCGCAAGUAUAACAGGGGACGACCGCGGCGGCAGUUGUGGGUCGUCGGUAUGUACGAUACACGCAGGCGGAAAGCCCUAUUUGAGCAGAUUGACAACCGCAGCUGGGAGGCCCUAAGGCCCGUCAUAAGGAAGUGGGUGGCUGCUGGCAGUGUUAUCGUAACCGAUGAGUGGAAGGGUUGCACCCACCUACCGUCGGAACGUUAUAAGCACUACACUGUCGACCACCGUAGGGGCUUCGUGAAUCCCACAACAGGACGGCAUACGAACGCCAUAGAGGCCUACUGGAGCAGGUUAAAGAAGAAGAUGCAGGAGUAUGGACCUGGCUGUAACAGAACAGUGUGGGCCCAACUAGAUGAGGUUCAGUACCGCCUCUGGUUUGACAUAAGGAACGACAACAUGGCAGCCUCCUGGGAAACCUUCCUACGACAUUGGGCAGAAGCGUAUCCAAUUGAAGAGAGCCAACCAACGGUGACUGGAUAA